Messenger RNA from Vombatus ursinus (common wombat), 1314 nucleotides. RefSeq names its product Rac family small GTPase 2 (gene RAC2). Bases 182 to 760 code for a protein of 192 amino acids. NCBI's taxonomy places the organism in Eukaryota, Metazoa, Chordata, Mammalia, Diprotodontia, Vombatidae. The record is from RefSeq and is a predicted model, not a curated record. The transcript has 7 exons. Gene Ontology annotation, biological process: small GTPase-mediated signal transduction. Gene Ontology annotation, molecular function: GTPase activity; GTP binding.
CCCUUCCGCUUUUCCUCACUGCUUUCCAACGACCUGCCAAUCUACCAGCCUGUUAAUUAUUAUUUUUGCUUCUUCUCUGUGUCUCUCCUUGGGAGGCCGGCUUCUCUCGUUCCUUGGCUGCCCGGGAGGAGUCACCCUUCUCCUCUUUUCCUGCCUCAGCGCCUCCAGGAGUCCAGACAACAUGCAGGCUAUCAAAUGUGUGGUGGUGGGAGAUGGAGCUGUGGGUAAAACCUGUCUUCUCAUCAGCUAUACCACCAAUGCCUUUCCUGGAGAAUAUAUUCCCACGGUAUUUGAUAACUAUUCAGCCAACGUGAUGGUUGACAGCAAGCCAGUGAACCUGGGGCUAUGGGAUACAGCUGGACAGGAAGACUAUGACCGUCUUCGGCCUCUUUCCUAUCCCCAAACAGAUGUUUUCCUGAUUUGCUUCUCCCUUGUGAGCCCAGCCUCAUAUGAAAAUGUUCGUGCAAAGUGGUACCCUGAGGUUCGGCAUCAUUGCCCCAGCACCCCCAUCAUCCUGGUGGGCACCAAAUUGGAUCUUCGUGAUGACAAGGACACCAUUGAGAAGCUGAAGGAGAAGAAGCUAACACCCAUCACAUAUCCACAAGGCCUCGCCCUCGCCAAGGAAAUAGACUCUGUGAAGUACCUGGAAUGUUCUGCCCUUACUCAGCGUGGACUAAAAACUGUUUUUGAUGAGGCCAUCCGGGCCGUCCUUUGCCCCCAACCCACUCGACAGCAGAAACGCCCCUGUAGCUUACUCUAGAGGUAUGCCCUCGGGGCCCAUUUGUUCCCCAGUGCUGUGUCCCUCUCCUCCCCAGUUCUCUGAUUUCAAGGCCUGGGAGCUUUUCAGCCAGUCAGCCAGCCUUCUCCCCUUGGCGUUCCUUAAUAGAUGGAUGGAGUUCUUGGUCACUAAUCUGCCUGCCAAAGACAUUUCCAGGACAAGAUCGUGUGAGCGCAUGCAAAGUUGUUUCCCGCUCUCUGCUUGGGCCCCCUACCAGAGCCAGGUGCUUCUGGGGGAGAUGACCAAUAAAACAGACCUCUUUUGCUGCAGUGGAAACUCUUGUGUGGGGCCUCCCAGGGUCUCAGCAGGGGGCCCUGAGAACCCCUCUGGGGGUACUGCCACACCCCCUCGAAGUCAUUCCUUCCCGUCUUUCCUCUUCUGGAGCUCAGUUGUCCCCGUCGCGGUCAUCACAUCAUUCUUUCUGACACGGAAUGUUGCUUAAUAAUAAUCAUUGUUUACAGUGGGGUAGGAGUCUGUGCCACAUCCUCUAGCUUUUGUCAUCCUCACAAUAAACCUAGGACGGGAGGUGGAGGCCA